Molecule: messenger RNA, 1005 nt
Organism: Arachis duranensis
Lineage: Eukaryota; Viridiplantae; Streptophyta; Magnoliopsida; Fabales; Fabaceae
Exons: 4
Coding region: 1-777 (258 amino acids)
Source: RefSeq, a predicted model, not a curated record
AUGACUAAAUUGUCUGCAAGAAAUUCAUCAGCCAUCUUACUUCGGACUCUUGUCUUAACAAUUUUUAUUGCUAAAAAUAUUCUUUCUGUUGUUGCUGUAGACACUGGUAGACUCGUGCCACCACCGCGCCACUCGUCGCCAUCGCGAGGAAGGCCAGAACCGAAGGAGAGAGAGAGCUGUGCAAGGAGAAGGAGGUAUCACCGUCCCGUGGAGCUCGCGUCGCCGUCGUCACCGUCGAGGUCUUCAUCGUCUCGUCCAUGGAGAUUCGUGAACAGAGAGAAGACGCGUCGUUUUGUCCAGAGCCGCCACGGGAAGGGUCGUCGCCAUCAAGCCCAGCUACCAUCGCCGCCGUUCGUACCUCUGUCUUGCGCCGCCAGAUCUGUCGCCAUCACUAGGAAAGAAACAGAACGCACGGAUAGAGAAGGGAUUGCAGGUAGGUUUCGCUGCUGUUGGAACUCUGCUGCUGCUGCUGCCGCUGCCAUGGCCGUUGCGCCUCUGCUGCCAAGAAAUGCCACUGCUGCCACUGAGAUCCACUGUCGGGAAGGAUUUUUAAGUUGGCUUUCAUUCCUUUUGAGUUUUCAGAACCUUUUUCAUCACUGCAUGUUUGUUAUAGUCGUGGUCGCCGGAGUUCUGGUUGCCGCUGUUGCUUGGGAUGGCUGCCAGUGUUGCUGCAAAACCGAUUUAGCGACCGCCACUGUUUUGUUCUUAUUAAAUUGCUGUGUAUGCCGCAAAAGUGAUCAGGGGCUGAGGUUUCGGUUGCUGUUGGUUUUGGGCUGAGAGAAAAGUGUUCCGUCGACGCGUUUGGUUUAUGAUUUUGACAAUCGAGGUUUUUUCUUUUCAGGAUAAGGGCGACAAAGUUUCAGAAAAGUUUAUUUCAUUUUCUGUUAUUCGAUAUUUUGUAUUAUCUUAGUUAUUAUUUUUUCCUCGCCUUUAUCUUUAUUAAUUUUGUAAGAGGGAUAGGAUUUUGUGAUAUGUACAUUUGUAAGUUAUUGUUAUGUAUAUAUA